ACUUUAAACCUCGUCUAUUCCUCCGCGUGGCGGUAGGGGGCGCAGCAGGACGGCGCGGGGCACUGCGCGUGCGCGCUGAGUGGCUGGCGUUCGGAAGACUCGGCUCCCCGGGACAGCAGAGACAGCAUGAAUCCCGCCGAGGACGCCAAAGGCACCGACGCCGAGAGGCCGCGGAAGCUGGGACUCUGCCUCCUCUGCGGCUUACCCGGUGCAGGAAAGUCGACUUUCGCGCGAGUCCUAGGCCACUGGCUGCGGCAGGAGCGGGGCUGGGCCGUAGGAGUCCUGUCCUACGACGACCUGCUGCCCGACGAGUUCCUGGACAGUGCGGGCGAGCAGCCGCCGACAUCCCAGUGGAAAAUGUUUCGACAGGAACUGUUGAAGUACCUGGAAUGCUUCUUGAUGGCUCUCAUUAAUGGAUGUCAGAUGUCUGCCCCGUCCAACAAGACUGAAGCCAUGUGGGAAGAUUUUAUAACCUGCCUAAAGGAUCAAGAUCUGAUCAUUUCUGCAGCACUUGAGGCCCAGCCUUUUUACCUCUUAGCAAAAACUGCUGUUUCUCGACCUUUAGUUUUGGUUUUAGAUGACAACUUUUAUUAUCAAAGUAUGAGAUACGAGGUCUACCAACUGGCUCGGAAAUAUUCGUUAGGCUUCUGCCAGCUCUUUUUAGACUGCCCUCUUGAGACCUGUUUGCAGAGGAAUGGCCAGAGACCGCAGGCGGUGCCUACUGAGAUCAUCCGCCUGAUGGGAAGAAAGAUAGAAAGGCCCAACCCUGAGAAAAAUGCUUGGGAACACAACAGCCUUAUAAUUGGGAGUCCAGCGCAUUCAUCAGAGGCCAACCUGGAAGUGGCUGACUUAUUGCUUACUGCUUUGGAAAAUCCAGUAAAAUAUGUUGAGGACAAUAUAGAACAAAAGGAAACGGACAGGAUUAUUUGUUCAGCUAACAUUUUUCAUAAGGCUGAUCAGACACUCCGAAGAAUUGUCUCUGAGACAAUGAAGGAAGCAAAAGAUGAACAAGUACUUCCUAACAACUUGAAGCUUCUAGCAGAAGAACUUAACAAGCUCAAAGCAGAAAUUUUGGAAGACUUAAGGCAAGGAAAACUGUGCUUUCAACAAACCACUGGCAUAUCAGAUGUCAUUUCUUUUUUUUGUAAUGAGAAAGAUAAUAUUGUACAGAAAUAUUUUUCAAAGCAACACCAACAUUAAAAUAUCUGAUUACCAAUAAAAUAUCUGAUUUUGAAAAGCA
Heterocephalus glaber (naked mole-rat) is the source of this 1240-nucleotide messenger RNA. It is a transcript of the gene Pstk, whose product is annotated as phosphoseryl-tRNA kinase. NCBI's taxonomy places the organism in Eukaryota, Metazoa, Chordata, Mammalia, Rodentia, Bathyergidae. The record is from RefSeq and is a predicted model, not a curated record. Gene Ontology annotation, molecular function: kinase activity; tRNA binding.